Messenger RNA from Colletes gigas, 1293 nucleotides. Its product is annotated as lachesin-like. The coding region runs from base 1 to 1293 and encodes 430 amino acids. Gene Ontology annotation, cellular component: neuron projection. The record is from RefSeq and is a predicted model, not a curated record. NCBI's taxonomy places the organism in Eukaryota, Metazoa, Arthropoda, Insecta, Hymenoptera, Colletidae. The transcript is spliced from 9 exons.
AUGGUGGAUCGGCAAAAACCAUUUCUAUUGGUGUUAAUAGCUCUCCUGAUUUACCCAGACGAUAUCUUCGGCGGUGCUUUUCCACCGGAAUUCGCUGGUCCUAUCACAAAUCUAACGGUGCCGCUCGGAAGGGACGCAACUUUUACGUGCCUGGUCAAACAUUUGGGAGGAUACAGGGUUGGCUGGGUGAAGGCGGACACUAAGGCUAUUCAGGCGAUCCACGAUCACGUAAUAACUCACAACAAGAGGAUCUCGGUGUCCCAUAGCGAUCAUACAAUGUGGAAUCUUCACAUAAAAGGCGUGCAACAGGAGGACGAGGGUCUCUACAUGUGUCAAAUUAACACGGAUCCCAUGAAAAGUCAAACAGGCAUGUUGUCGAUCGUGGUGCCACCAGAUUUCAUUCCCGAAGAGACAUCAAGCGACGUAAUGAUACACGAAGGAGGACAGGUGAAGUUAACGUGCCAUGCAAGAGGCGUGCCUCCACCCCGCGUGUCGUGGCGUAGAGAAGACGGGCAGAACAUUAUAAUUCGGAAGCCAUUUGCAGGAAGCGCCUUGAACCAGAAGUCUCACGUGUCUUUAGUGCCCGAGUACCAAGGCGAGGAGCUAAAGCUGACGAAGAUCUCGAGGAACGAGAUGGGAGUUUAUCUCUGUAUCGCCAGCAACAGCGUGCCACCGGCGGUCAGCAAACGUAUUUUUAUCAACGUUCAUUUUUCGCCGGUAAUUCAUGUACCUAAUCAACUGGUCGGUGCUCCUCUUGGUACAGACGUGGUCUUGGAAUGUUUUGUCGAGGCUUCGCCCAAGUCCAUUAAUUAUUGGGUCAAGGAUAGCGCGAUGAUAAUAUCGAGUCAACAACACGACGUGCAAGCGAUCAUGAAAUCGCAGUUCGAAGUUCGAAUGGUCCUAACCAUUCGCAAUUUGCAGAAGCACAACGUUGGAACCUAUAAAUGCGUCGCCAAGAAUUCACUUGGCGAAGUUGAGAGCAGUAUUCGAUUGUACGAAAUUUCAGGUCCGACGAAAACGCAGACUGUGGCUAGGCCAUCUUUUUACGACGAGGAGGAUGAUAUCGUUUAUGGUUCCGCGGAGAUGGACAAAAUGGAGAACAAACCACUGUCAGUGGACAACACGAUCAAUGGGCACAUGGGUUAUCCACCGGUGGCUACUCCAGCACCCACUGUAAGAAUCGGCAAGAAGAGGCCAACGAUCAGCAUGAGUUCGAACGCGAUUCAUCAUCCAUCCUCUGAUUCGCUCGUCGUCGUUCUGAUGCUGAUCGUCGUCCGUCAUAGAUGCCAGUGA